Molecule: messenger RNA, 983 nt
Organism: Amborella trichopoda
Lineage: Eukaryota; Viridiplantae; Streptophyta; Magnoliopsida; Amborellales; Amborellaceae
Product: large ribosomal subunit protein uL24z
Biological process (GO): translation
Cellular component (GO): large ribosomal subunit; ribosome
Molecular function (GO): RNA binding; structural constituent of ribosome
Source: RefSeq, a predicted model, not a curated record
CUUUUGGUGAAACGAGCUAGCGCCGAUCAAAACCCUAGCUCCGAUCCCCUCAACUGCUUCGCUUUCAUCGUUUCGGCGCGUCGUAAGGAUUGAGUGGUGAGUUUCAGGGAUUAGGGACUCUGGAGGUAUUUGGCGUGUGUGAAACAAGAUCCCAUUUAAGAUGAAGUACAAUCCAAGAGCAACAAGCUCCAGGAGGAAGUGCCGGAAAGCGCACUUCAAGGCUCCUUCAAGUGUUCGCCGCAUUCUAAUGAGUGCCCCCCUUUCUCCUGAACUUCGCAAUAAAUACAAUGUUCGAUCUGUUCCUGUUAGGAAAGAUGAUGAGGUGCAAGUUGUCAGGGGGACUUUUAAAGGAAGAGAGGGUAAGAUUGUUCUAGUUUACAGGAUAAAAUGGGUUAUUCACAUUGAGCGCAUCACUAGGGAGAAGGUUAAUGGUUCAACGGUCAAUGUUGGAAUUCACCCAUCAAAGGUGAUGGUGACAAAAUUGAAGCUUGAUAAGGACCGGAAAGCUCUCUUAGAGAGGAAAGGAAAGGGCAGGGCUGCAGAGAAGGGCAAGGGCAAAUUCACCGCUGAGGAUGUUGCCACUUCUCUCCAGGGUGUUGAUUAGGUUCAUUCGAUUACCUUUAUCCUUUUUCUCCCAAUUUAUCCUAGUGCUUUCCAGGAUUGCCUUGAGGGCUCUCUGGCCGCCUUAAGAUUAUAGUGAGAAAAUAAGGGUGUCGUGUUUAUUUUUUGGUUUCACCUUCAAAUUGUGAUAGCCACUCAUUCUUGAAGUGGUUAUGUGGUAAGAUGGUACUUUUUCUGCAAGAGUUGAAGAUUUAAGUUCCCUUUUUGGUAGUGGUCUGGCCUUUUUUAUGGGUUCAACCAUUUGGCUUAGUGUUUACAGCACAAAAGCCACACUUGUUUCUUGCUUUGGAAUCCCUCAUUCCCUUGCCCACUCAAAUUGUUUGUUUUUAAUGGCCUGUUAAUGCGGAUUUUUUUUCAUUUUA